AUGAACUUGAUCAGCACCCUCGCCAGUGGGAUCGUUAAACAUGGAAUUAAAGAGCCCAUUGCGGUUGCUGAAAAGGGGCUCUACGUUCCAAAGAUGUUGAAAGGCGACAAUCAAAUAAAUUGGCGGGCGACGACACCGCUAAAGAAUAAGACAAAAGUUGAGUGCAAGCUCUCUCCUCAAGAGCUGCGAACGGUGGGAAAAGGCUCAUUAUUUGAAAGACAAACUGCCCAAGAGUUUUUGAAACCAUACGCAGCUCAUCAGUUUGCAAGACAUACAGUGCAGCCUUCCUACGAUUUAAAUCACGCUAAGGCUAACUACAUCGCGCUGAAAAAAUUAAAGUCCUCCCGAAAGUCAGAGACACUGCUUUUCAACGCAUCUAAACGCUACGUUGAGGAAAUGAUUCCUCUGCUAGUCUUAAUAACCCCUCGAGAAGUUGCCGUGGGUCAUGCAAAAAGAUCCUUUCGUAGUGAGGUUUUCACUGAAAUUCCACCCAUACCAAACUUCACCGACCACCCUAAGCUUUUCGGCAGUUACAUUGCUACGCUCACUCACACGCGAUUUUAUUAUAAGAAAUCGUCCAUGCAGAAUGGUGUUAUUCCUAAGAUUCUCCGUAACCUCAUGCAUCCGUCUAACUUCAAAACGGUGGAGUUACGAGAUGUCGAUGUUUACAAUGAUGUUAUAUUCUUCUUCAGUGAAAGGAGCGAUUACGCCACAUGCAGGGAGUUGUUCGCCCAGAUGAAGCUCGAAAAUGUCAUGCCAAAUACAAAAACCUUUAACCUCAUGCUUCGAAACGUGUUAAAGAAGUCACAUAUCAGAAGCAUAAAAAAUCCGCUUAGCGAUGCAUUGUAUUAUUUGCGUCAGAUGCAGCAUCAUGAGAUACAGGCAGACUCGGUUACAUGGGCCACCUGCUAUAAUAUGUUGAUGGAAAGUCUCUCUCGCGGCGUCUUUCUCGAAAAGCUGUUAGAGCGGGGGGUCCCUAUAACUCCCGCAUUAGUUUUUACCAUCUUAAGGUCUGGAGAGCUAACUUCGUCGAAGCUUCUACGUUUUCUCACUAGCAACUCUGUACCGCUCGAUACGAAACUGUUCAGCUUUUGCCUAAAAGCUCUUUUAACCGAAGAAAAGUAUGACACUGCGUGGGCAUUCGUUGACCACGCCCAUAAAAAUGCUGCUUUUAAAAUAAAUCAUGAAUGCCUAAACGUUUUUCUAAGACACUUCGCUGAAAGGGGAAGGCUAGAUCUGGCAUUCCUGACCUUCAAUUCCGCUGUAUCUACGUAUGGUGUCGCAGCUAACUUGCAUUCAUUCGACAUGGUAGCGAAAGCGCUUGUACGAAAUGGGUAUACCAAGAAUUUCUCGUUGGUGCUAGAGUAUUUGUGCCAAUUGAAAAGAGCCUACACAGGCGAGGUUCAAGUAUUCAGUUACUGGCUGUCCAAAGCACAAGCUGUCUCAAAGUUCAACAUUCAAAGGCCAGUGACAGAAGAUGGUCUUGAGCGAGCUCGAACUGUUUUGCAAAGCGCUAAAUGGGACUCUAAGGGUAUGACCUGGGAUUGUUGGAAUAAUUGCUCCGCUUCUCUACGAAAGGUUUUCAGAUUUUUAGGAUGUGUUCCACAAAGUAUUAAAGCAGAACCAAAAAAGGCCCGCUUUACAACAGGUUCAGAAAUUUCUGACAAGAAGCACAAAUAUAAAAGCAGAGUGAGGAUGCUGGCUGUCCGUCAUGCUAUGCUGAAGAGAAUACCGUACGCAGAAGACCGUUAUGUGGCUCUAAAAAAAGAACUUCAAGAAAGAGGCAUACUAGAUUAG
Messenger RNA from Lachancea sp. 'fantastica', 1797 nucleotides. Lineage: Eukaryota; Fungi; Ascomycota; Saccharomycetes; Saccharomycetales; Saccharomycetaceae. The record is from the annotation of a GenBank genome assembly.